Messenger RNA from Solanum stenotomum, 662 nucleotides. RefSeq lists its product as uncharacterized. The transcript has a single exon. NCBI's taxonomy places the organism in Eukaryota, Viridiplantae, Streptophyta, Magnoliopsida, Solanales, Solanaceae. The record is from RefSeq and is a predicted model, not a curated record. The coding region runs from base 99 to 662 and encodes 187 amino acids.
UACUGCCACUUGCUUAUGCCAUUGUUGAUUCAGAGAAUGAUGCAUCUUGGAGGUGGUUUUUUGAGCAAUUCAGAGACACAUUCGGUCAAAGAUUAGAGAUGUGUAUCGUUUCCGAUAGGCAUGCAAGCAUUAUUAAGGCAGCUUCGAGAGUCUAUGAUGAAGUACCUCAUUUUGCGUGUAUGUGGCACUUACUGCAAAACAUAAUGAAAUACUUCAGAAAAAGUCAGCAAAGGGUAACUGAGUUGUUCUACUCUAUGGCAAAAACAUACACCAUGACAAAAUUUAAUCAAUGUAUGACAAUAGUUGAGAAAAUAGAUAAGAGGAUCAAAUAUUACUUGCUGAACAUUGGAUACAACAAAUGGUCGCGUGUGCAUGCUGAAGUAAACAGAACUUGGAUGAUGACGUCAAAUAUAGCAGAAUCAGUCAAUUCAAGAACAAGACAUGCCAAAGUUCUUACAGUCUUACACCUCUUGGAGUUCAUGAGACAGCUUGUCCAGAAAUGGAAUAACAAUAACAAAUCAAAGGCGACAUUUUCAGGUUUUCACCUUGGGAAAAAGUAUGAAAAUAUAUUGCGGCGCAAUAAAAUUGCAUCAGAGAAAUUAAGGGUAUGCUUGAUCUGUAAAUUAUUUUUGCUAAUAUUUUUUCUUCUGAUUCAUAUCUAA